Gloeophyllum trabeum ATCC 11539 is the source of this 747-nucleotide messenger RNA. RefSeq names its product UbiE/COQ5 methyltransferase. Gene Ontology annotation, molecular function: methyltransferase activity. The coding region runs from base 1 to 747 and encodes 248 amino acids. The transcript has 3 exons. Lineage: Eukaryota; Fungi; Basidiomycota; Agaricomycetes; Gloeophyllales; Gloeophyllaceae. The record is from RefSeq and is a predicted model, not a curated record. Gene Ontology annotation, biological process: ubiquinone biosynthetic process.
AUGGUCCGCAACGUCUUCGACUCUGUCGCGUCCAAGUACGACCUCAUGAACGACGCCAUGUCGCUCGGCAUCCAUAGGCUCUGGAAGGACGACUUUGUCUCGUCUCUGAAGCCAGGGCGGCGGGGCCCGAUGAAGUGCAUCGACGUGGCGGGCGGGACGGGUGAUAUUGCGUUGAGGAUAUUGGAUUAUGCGAGGGAGACGUACGCGGAUCGGGAGACGAGCGUGGCAGUGGUGGAUAUUAAUGGGCAGAUGUUGAAGGAAGGGUACCGGAGGUUUAAGAAGACGAUGUACCAUAACACUCCGCAGGUAUCGUUUCAUGAGGGGAACGCACAGGAGCUCUCAAAGGAGACCUUCCCGGACAACACGUUUGACCUCUACACCAUCGCCUUUGGCAUCCGGAACUGCACCUCGAUACCGAUGGUCCUGCAGGAGGCGCAUCGCGUGCUCAAGCCCGGGGGCACCUUUGCCUGCCUCGAGUUCAGCAAGGUGACGAACCCGCUUCUCGGCUCGUUGUACGACCAGUACUCGUUCUCCGUAAUCCCCCUUCUCGGCACGAUCCUCGCGGGCGACCGCGAGUCGUACCAGUACCUCGUCGAGUCAAUCCGGCGGUUCCCCAGCCAGCCCGAGUUCGCCAGGAUGAUCCAGGACGCGGGCUUCUCGACGGGCGGGCUGUUCGAGGGCAAGGGCGGCGCGUGGCGGGACCUGUGGGGUGGCGUUGCGUGCAUACACACGGGGGUCAAGCUGUAG